CACUACCAGCACGUAGCCAAAGCAGUCUCGCCCGGCUCACGUGCGAUUGGCCGCUGCGCGAAAUCAAAUAUCUCAUUUGGCGCUCGGUUCGAAAACUGGCGGUUGAGGCUUUGCAUGGUCGGUUAGUCCCGAUGCUGGAAGUUUUUUUGCAAUUUUUGCCGAGUUAGGACGCAUCCCUGUGGCAAUAUUUCUAAACCCAAGACGCCGCCACACAAUGGAGAACUACGUCAAGGUGGAAAAGAUCGGUGAAGGUACAUAUGGGAUUGUGUACAAGGGAAAGGACAAGCGUGAUGGGAAGAUCGUGGCACUGAAGAAGAUUCGCCUUGAGAGUGAAGAUGAAGGUGUUCCAUCUACAGCCAUACGAGAAAUCGCACUGCUCAAGGAACUGAGACACAAGCACAUUGUUAGGUUGGAAGAUGUACUGAUGGAGGGUAGUGACAAGAUCUACCUUGUGUUUGAGUACCUUUCGAUGGAUCUCAAGAAGUACCUUGAUGGAUUUGACAAGAAUGAGAAGCUUGCCAAGUCACUUGUUAAGAGCUACUUAAAGCAGAUCCUUGAGGCUAUUUUAUUCUGCCACCAGCGGCGUGUGCUGCACCGUGACCUGAAGCCCCAGAAUCUGCUCAUUGACCAGAAGGGCACGAUCAAGGUGGCCGACUUUGGUCUGGCCCGUGCUUUUGGCAUCCCUGUCCGUGUCUAUACCCAUGAAGUGGUUACUCUCUGGUACAGAGCCCCCGAGGUACUCUUGGGUGCUCAACGAUACUCCACUCCAGUUGACAUUUGGAGUAUUGGUUGCAUCUUUGUUGAAAUGAUCAACCGCAGACCUCUGUUCCACGGGGACUCUGAGAUUGACCAGCUUUUCCGUAUUUUCAGGACUCUGGGCACCCCUACCGAGCAGACUUGGCCAGAUGUUGCCACACUUCCCGACUACAAGCCAAGUUUCCCCAGCUGGAAAGAAAACAUCCUGCCCACCCUGCUGCCUGACAUGGACAACAAGGCCAUAGACCUGCUCAACAAAAUGCUGGUCUACAAUCCUGCCAAGAGGAUUUCAGCACGGGAAGCCCUCAAGCACCAGUAUUUUGAUUAAACCCCUGACAGACUGCUCAGCCUUUCCACAUUUUAGGUUCCGUUGAAAAUACUUGAACUUUGGGAGCCCUGGCUUCUUUGUCCACGUUGAGGUAAUGUAUGGGAAGAGGGACCAAGGAGUCAGCUAUGUUGUCUCAAGGCAUUACAGCAGCACGUUUUUAUUCUAUUUUAGAUAUUUUUUAUAACUUUGUGUGUGUGCGCAUGUGUAUGUGUAAAUUUUAUGCGAGAUUGCGUGUAUUUUGACUUUUCUAUGUACAGCCUCCGUUAGACACAUUAAAAAUCCACACUGUACAGUUGUGUGCCUCAUUAGCAGCACGCUACUAUCCUUUUGCAUGUGUGCUGUUGUAAUUAAGACUACUUCCAUAGGCCUAGCUAACUAGAGUUGAAAAUGAACAGGCUGAUCAAGUGGUGUCUUCACAGAAGUAUGUUAUAAUUUCAGCUCCUAGAAAUCACCAGAGGUUGAAGUGGCUUGCUAGCCGUUUAGCUUCCUCAUUGCAGCCUGCUGCACCCCCUAUCCUCUUCCAGUCUUCUGUUCUUUUGGCUGUAAUUAUGUGCGAUGUGUAAAUUGAGCACAAGUCUAAUGCUCCGAACCAUUCUUACUUUUCCUAUUAAGUUUCAUCAGAAACAAAUUAACAAUCGUCGACUACUUCAUUCUCAUUUGUCACCUGUUGUCAGGGUUUUUGUGGGGAAUUUUCCCUGCUUUCUUAUUUGUCUUGCCUGUCAUGUGGCUGUAUUUGCUUGCUGCAUGAGUGAUAUAUAUAUGUUUUUUAAUUACUAUCUUUCUUGAAGUUUGUCACCCAUGGCAAGUGUACUGGCUUGUUUUAAGUUAAUUUUGCUGCUUUUGUGCACAUUAGCCAAGUGGUGUGCAGUGUACUUGAGCUUAGUGUUUAACAGCAGCCUUAUGGCUGGUAAAGUUGUAUAGGCAGGUGACCACACUACACAAUUGACAAACUCUGGAGUGCUGCAAUUCUUGUUUGUUUAUUGACAUUUUCAACCAUACUUCAAGGGCAUGCUUUGUCCUGAUAUGAGGAGAUACACACCUGGAAAUUUAUAUUUUUCCAUGACCAAAAGGUUGAAUGGCCUUCAUGUUGCAAUAAGGGCUAGCAAAGUUUUAUUAUAUACAUAUCCCUGCCAAAAGACGACUCUAUAGUAAACCCCCAUUAUUACGAAAUCAUCAGGACAGCAAAUAAGCUCUGUUGUAUACGCUGUACUUAAUAAUGUGUGGUGUCUCUCCUAAAAAGGUGUGGCAAUAUAGUAAGAGCCCUCCAACACUGGCAUUAAAGUUUGUGUAUCCUUGUUUCUGUCAAAGUGUCAAUGGCAUUCCUGUUGAUAAGGAAAAGAUGGGUGUAAUUAUAUAUAAGAAAUUCAAACUGGGGUAAGCUAAAAGGUGGCAGUAUAAGCCACAGUCCUUCCCAUCUCAGCUUUUUUCUUCUGGUGUUGUAUGCCUUUGAAUGUAUACAAUCACGGCUGAUCUUCAACUUUCAUUAAGUCAAUAAGAGCUGUUUCAAAUACAAGGUUCCCUGAUCAUUUACGAUUCGAUGAAGCCUCCAUAUUACACUUU
This is a messenger RNA of Dermacentor andersoni, 2644 nucleotides long. It is a transcript of the gene Cdk1, whose product is annotated as Cyclin-dependent kinase 1. Lineage: Eukaryota; Metazoa; Arthropoda; Arachnida; Ixodida; Ixodidae. Gene Ontology annotation, molecular function: cyclin-dependent protein serine/threonine kinase activity; ATP binding. Gene Ontology annotation, cellular component: nucleus. Gene Ontology annotation, biological process: mitotic G2 DNA damage checkpoint signaling; G2/M transition of mitotic cell cycle; protein phosphorylation. The record is from RefSeq and is a predicted model, not a curated record.